AUGGUCAACUAUCAUAUCCUUCAAGCAGACUCGCUGACUGAUGACCAGAUCCAACAAUGUGCCAACUUGUUCUCAACUAAAUAUGGAGUGUGGAGCAAACAUGUCCAACCUCCACUGCAACCUGGAAAGAAUGUUAGGUUGACGGCUAACAAACUAAAGAAACAAUUCCUCUUUGACGAUCAAUGUUAUGCAUCACUGGCAAUAGACAAUGGUGAACAUGUUGGUCAUGCACUAUAUAGAGUGUUCAGUACACCUGAGCUUGGAGAAGUACGAUGGAUCACUCAGUUGGUAGUCAAGAGAGAACAUCGACAUCGUGGUAUUGGACAACAAUUGGUAUAUAAUUGUCUAGGAACUACCUGGAGGGCUGCAGGCUUAGCAUCAUGCAAUCCAUAUGCAGUGAAGGCACUUGAGAGGGCCAGUGGUCUGAAGUGUAACCUUGAACUUUCGCAACAACAUGGACCAAGUAUCCUACAAUGCUCCAACCUAUCAUACCUACCAAAGGAAGUUGAUGUCCAUGUGAAUGCCCUGCAAUCUCAUUCAUAUAUCGACACCAACUACUUUGUUGACCAUGAUGAAGUUCUAGAUGCACUCAACAAGGUGGAUAUAUGGCGUCUAGGUGACAAUCUUCCAGAGGGCUACGAGUUCUUGCAUUCGUGUUCAGGUCCAGUCUGUCAUGAUCGAUUGAACUUCAACAUCGCACAUGCCCAUUGA
Molecule: messenger RNA, 711 nt
Organism: Acytostelium subglobosum LB1
Lineage: Eukaryota; Evosea; Eumycetozoa; Acytosteliales; Acytosteliaceae
Exons: 1
Coding region: 1-711 (236 amino acids)
Molecular function (GO): acyltransferase activity, transferring groups other than amino-acyl groups
Source: RefSeq, a predicted model, not a curated record